Molecule: messenger RNA, 1085 nt
Organism: Xenopus laevis (African clawed frog)
Lineage: Eukaryota; Metazoa; Chordata; Amphibia; Anura; Pipidae
Product: DNA ligase 1-like
Exons: 5
Coding region: 1-1011 (336 amino acids)
Source: RefSeq, a predicted model, not a curated record
AUGCGUCAAUGCGGGUGCAAAGGCAAAACUGCACCCGUUCGGAGGCAAAAUAAGGCGCCCUUUGAUGACGUAUAUGCUUUCUUGCGCCACUACAGACGCAACCUCCCCCCGGCUGUACAGGGACCCACUCCUGAGAAGGCGCUAUGGCGAUCACAACGGAGGGGCUUCAGGCAGAGAAAGUGCAUGAAAAACUGUGCCUGGAAUCUGGUCCCGAAGAACCAAGUGGGUAGAGCAUACAAAUCCCCGGUCCGGCCAGGACAGAAGGAAAAAAGACUGGUGAGGGCGGGAAGGGGGUGGGUAUUUGUAAGGUUGCUUGUUAACCCUUCUGUGUCCGACCAGUACAGGGAUAAAACCCAAAUUGUUAUGCUGCCAGGGGAUGGCCAGGAAAUCCGUUUGGCUGGAGCAUGCAUUAGUUUGUUGAUAAUUGGACUUCUGGCAUUAAGCAUUCGUUUCUGCAACAAGCAUGUGAAAGAAUUAAAAAAACGUGAGGAAGAGGUGCGGAGUCUUCAAGUAGUUGAACCAGGAGUAAAAAUACACAUAGGAGAAGAAGGGAACUCUAAGGAAAAUGAAGUGACUCCUAAUAAAGAAAAUAAUAAUAAAGUGGGAGAAAUACCAGAGUCUGCUACAAUAACGGAUGUCCCUCAAGAGAACUGUGCUGAAACAGAUAAAGAGAUUAUAGAUGUUGAAUCACAGCACAUGAACGAAGAUACCACUGAAAAACAAAAAAAGAAAAACUGGAGGAAAUAUCUUCCUUUUACUAAAAAAACCAAUCCACCUCCUGAGAACGGUGUGGAAACAGAUAAAGAGCUAAAGGAAAGUGGGAAGAAACUACUAAAACUACUAAAACUACUAAAAGUAGUAAAACCACGAAAACCAGAAUUAGCAGAGGAAGCAGAUGGACAGAACAAGAAAGUUCAUGAAACGCAAGUAGAGGAAGUUGAUAAAAAGAAGAAAAAAAGAAUAUGGAAAUGGAAAAAGAAAAGGGCAGAAAUGACACUUCUCCCAUACUAAAAAAUCGAAGGAGGAGCAGUUCAAAAUAAAAAAUGGAACAACGACAGCCCUUUCCUUGUGAGGCAAUUACGGGC